Messenger RNA from Vigna unguiculata (cowpea), 2005 nucleotides. Its product is annotated as envelope glycoprotein B. The record is from RefSeq and is a predicted model, not a curated record. Lineage: Eukaryota; Viridiplantae; Streptophyta; Magnoliopsida; Fabales; Fabaceae. Gene Ontology annotation, cellular component: plasma membrane; plasmodesma.
AACAAAAACAUCUUCAACUAUGCAUAAAUCAUUUGAAUAGAUACCCCUCUCAUUGUCAUAAACCCAACGAACUUAAUCAAAGUUCAUAUUUAUGAGCAUCCCAAUCACAAUUGCACCACCAAUAUUGUGAUUGGGAAGCUACCAUCACCUCAUUAACACAAUGAUUCGUCGUCUCGUUUCAAUUCUUGUUCUUUCAUGGAUCUUUUUUUCUCCAUGCCAUGCAGAAAAUUCUGGGUCCCCAAAAGGAAAAUCUGCACAUGAGAAUAACUCAAUAAUACCAUUAGCAGCAUCAAGAACGUACAGAAUUGACCCAAGUAAUAAUUUCAAUUACUACGAUGGUGGAUGGGAUAUUACCAAUACACAUUAUUAUAUGUCUCUUGCUUUUUCUGGUGUUCCUCCGGUUGCUGUUGCUGUCUUGUGGUUUGUGAUGGUGGCAAUUUCCUUCACCAUCAUAGCUUUCUUGAGUUGCUGUGGCUGCUGCAAGGGAAAGCCUAGGACUGAGUACUCUCGACCCAUUUAUGCAGUAUCACUCAGCUUUAUCGUGCUCUUCUUGAUCAUGGCAGCAAUUGGAGGGUUUUUCCUUUACACUGGACUUCAGAGUUUCGAGAUUACUGCAAAUGAUGUCUCAGAUGUUCUGGUCACGAAAGCAAACUCAAUAUUCAAUAUUGUUGAGAGUGUGAUAACCAAUCUUGCAGCGGCCAAGAACAUACAAGUAGCUGGUUUAACUCUUCCGGAUGAUAUCAAACAAGGCAUUGAAAUGGCUGAAGAUUUCACCAACCAAGCUGAUAUUAUUAAGAGUCAAGCAGAGCAAACUGCAAGAAUCUCAAUGGAAUUCCUUAAUGCUAUAAGCGAGAGUCUGCUCAUUGUUGGCUCUAUGAUGCUUAUUUUGGCAGUGAUUGGCUUCAUGGUCUCUGUUUUUGGCUGGAAAGUAGUCGUUUAUAUCUUGCUUUUGUUUGGGUGGAUCCUGGUCACAAUCACAUAUUUAUUGAGCAGCUUAACUUUGGUUGUUCAUAAUGGUGUAGCUGACACAUGUGAUGCAAUAGAUGAAUGGGUUCAACACCCACGAAGUGAAUCAGCUCUGAGUAAGCUUCUUCCUUGCAUGGAUGAGGCAACAACCCAGACAACCUUGGACAUAAGCAAAAACACCUCGUACCUUGUGGUAAAUUUGGUUAAUGAAUUUGUAACUAAUGUAGCCAACAACGAUAAUCCUCCGAUGGCUGAUAAGGAUAUAAAGUACAAUCAAUCUGGUCCAGCCUUGCCCCUCAUCUGCAAUCCAUUUUACCCUAACAUGACUGAAAGGAAAUGUGAGACUUUGGAAAUAACCUUAACGGGUGCACCUACUGCAUAUAAGAGUUUUUUAUGCAAUACAUCCCCAUCUGGUACGUGCAUUACAGUGGGGAGAUUGACUCCUUCACUGUACUCGAAGGUUAUGGUGGCUACCAACUUGAGUGACUCACUGUAUCGAAAUGGUCCAGUUUUUGCUCUACUAUUAAACUGUUCUCUUGUCAUAGAAACCUUUGAUGAAAUCAAUAACAAUGAUUGCCCUUCCUUCAAGAUAAACAGCCACCAGAUAUACAUUGGCUUGGCGUUGGUUUCAACUGCAGUAAUGUGUUCUGUGAUUUUGUGGGUUGUCUUUGUCAAAGAAAGACAAGUUCAGAUAUCUUCAAAGAAAACUAUGACAACAACAACAACUGGUGUAAAUCCACAGUACCAUGACCAUGAUGUAGUUCCACAAGACCAAGAACACCAUAGCACACUAUAAUUUCAGCAAGGUCUUAAUUAACUUGGUAAGAAUUAAAGAUGGUGAAUUAUGAUUACUAAUCAUUUAAACUAGGAUGUAACUCCUCUGAAGGUAUUUUAUACUUUGGAGAGUGAAGUAUAUAUUAUAGAGUUUGGAUUCUCUACUGAUUUUUUCUGUUGUUUUUCUGCUGUGCCUUCAAAAUAUACUGAUGGUCAUUAAUUUUAAAAUAUAUUAAAAUUAUCUUUAAAAUACUAAACAAUGUGU